Adineta ricciae is the source of this 6573-nucleotide messenger RNA. Lineage: Eukaryota; Metazoa; Rotifera; Eurotatoria; Adinetida; Adinetidae. The record is from the annotation of a GenBank genome assembly.
AUGGGUGACUUUAAUAACGUUUCUGCUAUGAUCAGGGCACUCAAAGAAGGUGGUAAUCUAGCAGCAUUGACAGGUGGUGAUCCACACAAUCUACAUUCGGGCCGACGUGGCGCAUGGAAGGCGAAAAUCAAACAUUAUGCCAAACAAAUUAAUUCAUCUACCCACCGCUCAUUAUUCAUAUUUAAGAAGAACAACUGGAUAAGAAAACGAGCUAAUGAUGUCAUUGAGUGGAAUCCUUUCGAAUACAUGGUGCUAUUAACAAUCAUAGCUAAUUGUAUUGUUUUAGCACUUGAAGAACAUUUGCCACAUGAUGAUAAAACAACAUUAGCUAGAUCAUUGGAAAAAACCGAAAUAUAUUUCAUUGGAAUCUUUUGUUUUGAAGCUGCACUGAAAAUAAUUGCACUCGGUUUUGUUUUACACGAAGGCUCAUAUCUUCGAAGUCUUUGGAAUGUGAUGGAUUUCAUUGUUGUUGUGACCGGUCUAGCAACGAUUAGUAUCAAGAAGAACAGUUCGUUCGACUUACGAACGUUACGAGCGGUUCGAGUGCUUCGGCCGCUGAAACUGGUCUCAGGCAUUCCAAGUCUUCAAGUGGUGCUUAAAUCUAUAUUAAAGGCCAUGGCUCCGUUGUUUCAAAUAGCUCUUCUCGUUCUUUUUGCUAUUAUUAUAUUCGCUAUCAUCGGUCUUGAAUUAUAUUCAGGCGUGUUUCACACAACUUGUUUUUAUGCAAAUCGAACAGCUGCUGAUCCUGACAGUGAAGAAUUAAUAUAUAAAGGCGAUGAUCACCAACCCACCACAUGCGGAAUACCUGGAGAACCUAUCUGGGGUUGGUUGAAUAUGAAACACGGUGUAUUUACAUGUAAUAUUGCUAAUGAAUCGCUCGUAUGCCAAGAGUAUUGGAAAGGGCCUAAUCAAGGCAUUACUAGUUUCGAUAACAUUGGUUUUGCAAUGUUAACUGUCUUUCAAUGUAUAACUAUGGAAGGUUGGACACAAAUACUGUAUUGGACUAACGAUGCUGUGGGAACUUUAUUUAAUUGGCUUUAUUUUGUACCUUUAAUUAUUCUCGGUUCGUUCUUUAUGCUCAAUCUAGUUCUUGGUGUUCUAAGCGGAGAAUUUGCUAAAGAGAGAGAACGUGUGGAAAAUCGUCGUGCAUUUUUAAAAAUUCGUCGACAACAACAAAUCGAACGCGAGUAUAAUAAUUAUAUCGAAUGGAUUAAUCGAGCUGAGGAUGUCAUUCUGAAUGAAGAACGAACGACUGAACAAGAAAGACGAGCUAUUCAUGAAGCACGAAAAUAUGCCCAAUUAAAAAAAACUCGUCACAACAGAGCGGGCAAGCAGCAUAGUGUCGAUGAUGAUGAAGAAGAUAUUGACAACGCAUUCAAUCGUGGUCGAGGUACAGAUACAGAACGGCCGGAUCGACCACGGACGUUCAUGCGUCGUUGGCAUAUUCAACAACGUGUGAUUAAGAGUAAAAUUCGUAUCUUAGUGAAAACACAAGCAUUCUAUUGGACGGUUAUUGUUUUCGUGUUUUUAAAUACUGCGUGCGUUGCAAUUGAGCAUGAUCGGCAAAAUCAAUUCUUAACAGAUUUUUUGUAUUAUGCGGAAUUUGUGUUUCUUGGUCUGUUCGUCUUUGAAAUGCUUUUCAAAAUGUAUGGCCUUGGAGUUGAUCAGUACUUCGCGUCAUCGUUCAAUAUAUUCGAUUGUGUCGUCAUCUUCGGGUCGAUAUUUGAAGUCUUUUGGACAUACUUUCACCCAGAAGAAUCGUUCGGUGUAUCGGUUCUCCGUUCUCUCCGUCUUCUAAGGAUAUUCAAAGUGACACGACACUGGGCAUCGCUACGAAAUUUGGUCGUUUCGCUCUUGAGUAGUAUGCGAUCAAUCGUUAGUUUGCUGUUUCUUCUCUUCUUAUUCAUUCUCAUAUUCGCCCUAUUGGGUAUGCAAUUAUUCGGUGGCGAAUUUAGUUUUGAACAAGAAACUCCGUUGCAGAAUUUCAACAAAUUUGCCACUGCCUUAAUUACUGUCUUUCAAAUUUUGACUGGUGAAGAUUGGAAUGAAAUUAUGUACAAUGGUAUUCGAUCGCAGGGUGGUGCCAAUGGUAAAGGAAUGGUUUAUUCACUGUAUUUCAUUAUUUUGGUCUUAUUUGGCAACUACACACUAUUAAAUGUGUUUUUGGCUAUUGCUGUCGAUAACUUAGCUAAUGCGCAUGAAUUGACGAAAGAUGAAGAGGAAGAGCAAGCAGCAGAAGAAGAGAAGCGUGAGCGCGAGACGAAAGAUGUCGAGCUCAUGUUUAAACUAGGAUCACCGGCGUCAGCAGCGGCAACAACAGCAGCGGAAACAACAGCAAAUGCUAAAAUGAAAAAGCCCGAACAAGAAUCGCUGACACCGAGAAAUAAUCUUCAACAGACGACAAAGAAAGAAUAUGUUAAUAAUGCUGUUAAGACCGCUUUCGAUGUUCAAGCACCAGCGAAUACUCAACAUGCGUCGAACUCUAAGGAUAAUACGGAUUUUCUGGACCGUCAGUUAUUUGAAAAGCCAGAUUUGGAUUACAUACCUGGUCUUGAUUAUGAUCUUGGCCCCGUUGUCAUACCUACUUUGAAUAAAUUACCAGGUGUUGAUGACGCAACUGCUGCGAAAGUUCGCGCAGAAGAAGAAGCCAAGAAGAAAGCAGCUGCUGCUGCAGCCGAGGCUGAAGCAAAGAAAAGAGAACAAGCAUCACGUCCAGUUAAACCGAUUCUACCUUACAGUUCAAUGUUUAUUUUCAGCAGCACCAAUCCUAUUCGGCGAUUUUGUCAUUUCAUCGUUACACUUCGAUACUUUGAACUACUUAUUAUGAUUGUCAUUUGUCUUAGUUCAAUUUCAUUAGCUGCUGAAGAUCCUGUCAAUGAAAAUUCCAAGCGUAAUGUUGUUUUGAACUACGUCGACUACGCAUUUACGGGUGUAUUCACUGUUGAAUUAUUGCUCAAAAUUGUCGACUUAGGAGUUGUAUUUCAUGAAGGAGCUUACUGUCGAGAUGUGUGGAAUUUACUUGAUGCACUAGUUGUUAUUUGCGCAUUAGUUGCUUUUGGUUUCACUGAGAACGGCGCUGGUAAAAAUUUGAAUACAAUCAAAUCUCUUCGUGUACUCCGCGUCUUACGUCCAUUGAAAACAAUAAACCGUGUACCUAAAUUGAAAGCCGUAUUUGAUUGUGUGAUCACUUCCUUAUCAAAUGUGUUGACCAUUUUAAUUGUAUAUAUGUUGUUUCAAUUUAUCUUUGCUGUUAUUGCUGUUCAGUUGUUCAAAGGAAAAUUCUAUCGAUGCACAGAUCUAUCGAAGCUGACACCGGACGAAUGCCAAGGAUUCUUCUUUGAUUUUGGUGAUGGAAAAAAUAAACCUGAACGAAGAAGACGAACUUGGGAACCGUACGAUUUCACCUAUGACAGCGUUCCACAAGCAAUGCUGACGUUAUUUACGGUACAAACGGGCGAAGGAUGGCCGACAGUAUUACAACAUUCAAUCGACGCCACGGGUAUUAAUCGUGGACCACAGCCUGGCCAUCGACUUGAAAUUGCCAUGUUUUAUGUUGUUUACUUCAUCGUAUUUCCAUUCUUUUUCGUCAAUAUCUUCGUCGCCUUGAUUAUUAUUACGUUUCAAGAUCAAGGACAAAAAGAAUUAGAAGAAGCGGAAAUUAAUAAAAAUCAAAAAUCCUGUAUUGACUUCGCGUUGAAUGCUGUGCCAAUUCAACGAUGUAAGCCUAAGCAAGAAGGUUCACUUCGCUAUCGAAUAUGGCAGUUAUGUACAUCACCGUAUUUCGAAUUUUGCAUCAUGGUGAUGAUUGCGUUAAAUACAUGCGUCUUGAUGGCAAAAUACUAUCGAAGUCCACCGACUUAUAACGAUAUCUUAACAUAUGCGAAUACAACAUUCACUGCUUUGUUUACUGUUGAGAGCAUUUUGAAAAUUAUUGCAUUCGGCUUACGAAACUAUUUUCGUGAUAAAUGGAAUGCGUUCGACUUUAUUACCGUUCUGGGAAGUAUUGCCGAUGUGCUCGUCACAGAAUUUCGAGUGACAAAACAAAAUGUUCCUCUUGCAAUCGGUCCACAAAAGCAUAAGAAUACAUUACUCAAUCUGGGUUUUCUUCGUUUAUUUCGUGCCGCACGUUUGAUCAAACUUCUUCGUCAAGGUUACACAAUUCGUAUUCUACUUUGGACGUUCAUGCAAUCAUUCAAAGCACUACCCUAUGUUUGUCUGUUAAUCGCCAUGCUCUUUUUUAUUUAUGCUAUCAUCGGCAUGCAGAUGUUUGGUAAUAUAAAAGUCUUUGGGAAUGUUCGUCAUGACUCGGCUAAAUCCGAGAUAAGUCGACACAAUAACUUUUCCAACUUUUUCUAUGCUUUAUUGCUCUUGUUCAGAUGCGCCACUGGUGAGAGCUGGCAAGCCGUUAUGUUAGCAUGUAAAGCAGGAGUUGAAUGUCAUUCAGCAUUUUCAAAUAAGCCCUACCACCAAACAAGUGUAGCAAGUGGAUCGCAUCAUAAAAUUGGUCAUAGUAUAGGUCACAGAUGUGGCUCUGACUUCGCCUAUCUUUACUUUUGUUCAUUUGUGUUCCUGUCAUCGUUUUUAAUGUUGAAUCUGUUCGUUGCUGUUAUUAUGGAUAAUUUUGACUAUUUAACUCGAGAUUCAUCGAUUUUGGGUGCCCAUCAUCUCGAUGAAUUUCUUCGAGCAUGGUCAGAGUAUGAUCCGGAUGGCACAGGAAAACUUGAAUAUACGAAAAUGUUUGAAAUGCUGCGACUUAUGUCACCGCCAGUUGGCUUUGGUACGAAAUGUCCAUCGAAAUUAGCCUAUAAACGUUUAAUCCGUAUGAAUAUGCCGAUUGAUGACAAGCGCCAAGUACAUUUUACAACGACACUGUUUGCACUGAUUCGUGAAUCUCUGGGAGUCAAAAUGCGAGCGGCUGCAGAAGAAAUGGAUGAAGCAGAUAACGAAUUGCGAGAUGUGCUCUGUAAGGUUUGGCCAAAUCAUGCGAAAAAGAAUGUCAAACUACACGAAGGCGGAACAAAGCCACUACUUGAUCUCGUUGUACCACCUAAACAUGAAUUACACGGAAUACCAGGUUAUCCAAAGUUAACUGUGGGCAAAGUGUACGCCAUAUGCUUAUAUAUCGAUAAUUAUCGAUCUUAUAAACAGGGACAUAGCAACGACACUGGUUUUAAUUUAAAUCGACUCGUAUCUGCAUUGAAAGAACGCGUUUAUUCAAAAGAAGGCAUCAACGAAUACGAUUACGAUGGAAGACGAUCAUCAUUUCGUCGAUCUGGCUCGAAUCGAUCAUCGAAUUUUGAAAAUUUAUUUCUGGGUAAAAAUAAAGUAUCGACUAGUCGUCGUCCAAGUAGUGCUGUUGAAAAUGGUCUUCUGAACAGUUCUAAAGGACCGAAUCUAAUCAAUCUCGACGAAACAAAGCGUACAAGUCAACAAGCUCAUGAGGGUUUUAUUAACCAUCCUCACUAUGGCACCACAUUGAAUGUUCCAGAUCCGACUAGUGUUCUUCACGUUUUACCUCCAGCAGCUUCUCCAGCACCACUGAAUCCACCUCGACCAGCCAUCAUGUCCACACCCAAAUCUGCUAUGAUUUGUGUGAAGCAUCCUUCGUCAGCAGUUGCUUUAUCGCCAACAGAAACUCGACCGUUAUUACUUGUAACGACAGAAAAUGAUCAACACCGACCACAAACAAUGACAGUGUCUAACGAACGUCGUCUACCACUGAACGGUCGAAUGGCACCAGUUAUUUCAGCUCAACAGCGAAGUCAACCAAAAAUACCUAUGAUGAACAAUCACCAAAUGAUUCAUGAAACUUCAACUCAAAAAAUACCGGCUAAAAAAUAUGUCAACAACCGACCGCGAACGGCCCUAUUUUUUGCAUCCACAAGUAAUGAUCGCGAAUUGGAUUUACUUAGCAAAGUUACUGUCUGUUUAGGAGGACCUGAUCAAUCACCGGAACAGCAUCAACCAUUACUGAGCAACAGUGGAAAUGAUCUUAGUCGUCAUGAUUCCAUUGAUUCCCACACAUCAACUGAUGAUGGUAUGGGAAUAGUUGAUAGUUGGUCAAGUGCACCAAGAAUGAUCGUAUCAUCGGAUCAAAGAGCACCCACUAUUGAUACUUCGCUACUGAUCAAUACAGCUCAGUCACGACCACAGACAAGUGUCAGUUCAAGAAAAUUGCCAACGCCGCCGAUAUCUACACGACAAUUACCAUCAACUCAUGAUUCGAAAACCAAUGCAUCAUUUUCCGACGACCACAACACAGAAAAUGAAGAAGAGCUCGAACAGGAAAGAUACAAUCAUUCUGGAGAAUUAUUUUAUUAUCAAACAUCAUCUUCAUCGGCAACAAAAUCAGAUGGAUCGCCCUCCGCAGAAAGCUUCGAUAAUGACAAUCACGAAGACCACUAUCAUCAUGAUAAUCAAGAAGAAGAAGAAGAUGAUGAUGAUGAUGAUGAUAAUGAUGAUAAUGAUGAUGGCGCCGAUGACGAUGAUGAUAUUGCGGAACAGCGAAUUCGUCGACGACAUGCAAAUGACGAAGACGAGUAUCAAACUUCAUCGUACGAAUACGAAGGUUGA